GGCAAAAGCAAUGCUUACCAAGUUUGAGAAGUAUUGGAAAGAUUUCAGUUUGAUAUUGGCAAUUGCGAUAGUGCUUGAUUCUCGUCACAAGUUGAAUUUUGUAGAUUAUGCUUAUGGCAAUGUUUAUGGAAUGAAAGGGUCACCUCAAUUUUUAGAAGUUAAGAGAAAUUUGGAGUUGUUGUUUACUGAAUACUCUAAGGGCAAGGUUUCUACAAUAAAUGUUGUGACUUCACUUCCUACUCCUAUUGCUAAAAAUUCAGCACACAAGUUUUUACAGAGGCAAACCAAAGUAUUGAAGGAGUUCAACAACUUUGAAAGCUAAGAGCAAAUUGUUAUGUAGAAAUCAGAGUUAGAAG
This is a messenger RNA of Morus notabilis, 356 nucleotides long. Its product is annotated as zinc finger BED domain-containing protein RICESLEEPER 1-like. Bases 11 to 322 code for a protein of 103 amino acids. The record is from RefSeq and is a predicted model, not a curated record. Gene Ontology annotation, molecular function: DNA binding. Lineage: Eukaryota; Viridiplantae; Streptophyta; Magnoliopsida; Rosales; Moraceae. The transcript is spliced from 2 exons.